Epinephelus moara (kelp grouper) is the source of this 4625-nucleotide messenger RNA. It is a transcript of the gene gas6, whose product is annotated as growth arrest-specific 6. The coding region runs from base 407 to 2356 and encodes 649 amino acids. The transcript has 15 exons. Gene Ontology annotation, cellular component: extracellular region. The record is from RefSeq and is a predicted model, not a curated record. Gene Ontology annotation, molecular function: calcium ion binding. NCBI's taxonomy places the organism in Eukaryota, Metazoa, Chordata, Actinopteri, Perciformes, Serranidae.
UCCCCCUCCUGAGGAAGCAGAGGCGUGCUGUCUUUCUCCGCAGAGAGGGGACUCGAUCCGGCCAGAGAGGGCUCAAAUAAGAGAGGAGGGUCAGAAAUAAAGUACAGACCGCAAUGGGGGACGAGCUGAACCGCAGAGAGACGAGGACGGUCGCUUAAUCUGCCUGCGUUAUGAACGAUAUGCGGGGGAAACACACGACAGUUUAGGUCGCAGUGAUUUCACAUCAAAAGACGUUAAGGACCAACGGUCGGAAGUACCUGAAUACCUGCAGUGUGUUCCGCUCCAACGUUAGCCUCGGCUCGGUGACAUUGAGACACCGAGAGACACACAGGGGGUUUCGGGGUGCUACAAGACGGGACAGGAGGAGAAAGUUUCUCAAGCUUGGCGCAGACACAGCGGUGAAACAAUGCGGCUGACCCCGACAAAGUGUCUCUCAUCGGCAGCCCUGCUAAUCCUGCUGGUUGUCCGCUGGUCCGACAGCAUUUCGUUGUCUGCUCAAGAGGCGAACCAGUUUCUGAGCAGACACAGGAGAGCAAAUCAAGUUUUCGAGGAGACGAAGCAAGGACACUUGGAGAGGGAGUGUGUGGAGGAAAAGUGCACCAAAGAGGAGGCCAGAGAAGUGUUUGAAAACGACCCGGAGACGGACUACUUCUAUCCCAAGUAUUUAGCCUGUGUGGAGAAGUUUGGAGAUGCUGAAAAGAAGAAACAGGAUCUGGUUACAUGUGUCCACAAUAUUCCAGACCAGUGCUCUCCUUCUCCCUGUAAUGCCAGAGGUACGGUGCGCUGCGAGGACAAAAAGGGCGACUUCCUAUGUCACUGUUUCACCGGCUGGACAGGAGCCAGAUGCGAAAAAGAUGUCGACGAGUGCAGCAAAAGGAACGGAGGGUGUGACCAUGAGUGCAACAACACUAUGGGCAGUUACCGCUGCUCCUGUCACGAAGGCUACAUGUUGGUAGGACGCCACAUGUGUAACGAUGUGGACGAGUGUGAGGAUCCAGGGGUGUGUGGAACAGCACGGUGCGAGAAUAAGGAGGGCAGCUACGAUUGUUUGUGUGACAUUGGAUACGUCUACGACAAUGAAACCAAGAGCUGUGUUGAUGUGGAUGAGUGUGAGGCGCGUGUGUGUGCAGAGGAGUGUCUGAACACUCCUGGGAGUUUCCGUUGCUUCUGUGAUGGUCGUCAGGGCAUGAAGCUGGGCCAGGACCUCAGGAGCUGUAAGCCGAUAACUCCCUGUAUGUCGCCGUCUCUGAAGAGGAACUCUCGCUCCCUCUACCUGGGCCGCAUGUUCAGCGGCGUGCCGGUGGUGAGGCUGCGUUUCCGUCGGAGGAUUCAAACUGGCUUUUCUGCAGAGUUUGACUUCCGCACCUACGACCCCGAGGGGGUGAUCUUCUUCGCCGGAGGUCACCUAAACAGCUCCUGGAUCGUGCUGGCAAUGCAUCAUGGGAAGCUGGAGCUGCAGCUGAAGUACGGCACAGUCAGCAGGGUCACCAGCAGCGGACCCAUCGUCAAUGACGGCCAGUGGAGAAAGAUCUCGGUGGAGGAGCAGGGGCGGAGUCUAGUGAUUAAGAUUGACAGGGAGGCCGUCAUGAAGAUCGCAGUAAAUGGAGAUCUGUUUACGUUAAAGAAGGGCAUGCAUGAACUCAACCUCACUGUGGGAGGAGUCCCUUUCAAAGAGGACGGCCUCGUCAAUCAGGUGAACCCCCGUCUGGACGGCUGUAUGAAGGAGUGGAGGUGGUUGACUGGUGAAGAUACGUCCAUACAAGAAACCAUUCGGUCCAAUGACAACAUGCAGUGUUUCAGCACCGAAGAUCCUGGAGCAUAUUACCCCGGCACAGGCUUCGCCCUCUUCAACAUCAGCUAUGAAUUGCAGAACCUGAGCGUACAGUUGAUCCUGCGUCCCACCUCUGCAAUCGGUGUGCUGUUUGCACUUGUUCACCAGGACAGAGUCCCUCUCUCCAUCACUCUGGCCGACUAUCAUCCCGGCAUGGAUGAAUGGAGAGAUUUUGUUCUGGUAUCUAUAGGUGAUGUCAUCAUUGCCAGCUCUCCUGCCCCCCUGUGUGAUGGUGAGAGUCACGAAAUCCAGGUGACGAUCUCAGGCAACCAGACUCUGCUGCUGGUCGAUGGAGAGUCUGGACGUAGUGAAGACACCGAAAUUCCUCAUGACCUGUUUUCCCUGUCCAGCACCUUUAUAGGAGGUCUACCUGAUGUUCCUCUGGUGUCCACGCUGGUGUCGGCGCCCUACAGCGGCUGCAUGGGGGUCAGUAUUAAUGGACAGUCUCUGGACUUGGACCAGGCCAUCCAUAAACACAACGACAUCCGCUCACACUCCUGCCCCCUGCUGGACUCUCACCAGUGACCAGCGCACCAGUCUGCCAAAACUGAUCCAUACGCAGUUCAUUGAGGCAAUGGGGAUUAUUCCAAUAUAUUUAUAAAAGCUUUGACCAGUGGGGAGAUGUUUUAGAUUGGAAUGUAAAAAAAAAAAAAAAAAGAAGGCUGGAUCAGGUGUUGUGGUUCAGCUGGAGCCUUAGCCCAGGAUCACCCUGUCCUUUUACUGUGAUGACACUGCUGCCUAGAGGCAUCUGCAGGGAUUUUCACAGUAUUCUGUCAGUAGUCAGCCAGAGAGCGAUGUCCCCAGUACUAGGCAGAAGAUACGGGAAUAAAUGCUGCACAACAUUGCCUCAAAAACUGCCCAUGUAUCACAGCCUUGUAAGCCCGUAAGAACACGCAGGGCCUUAUCUCGAUCAAUGUCCAGUGGCUGGUCUCGGGUCAGCCUACUAAGCCUGGUGUCCUGUGCUUAGAUGCAGAUGUGACUGGAACUUUGUAGGCAGACUCUUCGCUGCAGCGGUCAUGUUGCUUACACCCAGUCCACCUAAGGCCCACGCUCACAGAGCUUGAAAUAAUCAAGUGCUCAUGUAGAAUCCGAUGAAAACAACGGGGACCAGAUAAAUAGUCCUUCAUCAGCUACCCCACUCAGAGAAAAUGUGUGAAUAGGUGCUUAGAUCUGCAUGAGUGACUUUAGGGGUUGAUUGGGGACUAAAUUUGCUCCUAACAAGCUGAAUCUCCUCCGUCACCACAGCAGGGGUGGCGUGCUAUUAGGCACAACUCUGUGUUCUGUAGACAACCUUGCACAUCGUUGCAGGCAGGAAUGGACUGCCUGCGAAGCCAUUUUCUUGAUUUGUUCUCGACUAAAGCAGCACUCCAUGUCUGCCUGCAACUUUAAAAAUCAACCAUGUGCCUACAAAGAACAACCAACCCAAACUUCUCAACAGCGUCCCUCUAGACAGGUGAAUCAUUUCACAAAGAUGCAGUACUGUAACACACGAGCAGAGCUAAUGCUUCUCUAAAUGAAACGUUGUACUCAUUGCAGUUAACACACUAUGCAUUUCCACCUGUGCAUUUUGGAGUAUCUUUUAAAGACCAACACCCUUCUCAAUAAUCGUCUGUCACUAUCUUCGUCACAACGGCCCCUUCUUUCCCUCAGAAUCACCCACUUACAGUUAAAACCUGCCAUAUACCGAUCUGAGGAUGAUACGUUAGUCUCAGAAGCACAGGGAGACAAGAGGGGGCCCUCUCCAUGUAGGAGAGAGUGAGCACUGCAUCAAACGCACCACACAAGCUACUGAGAGUAAAAAGAGUGCGCUGUAAUAUACUGAAUAUGUAAAUAAUGUGACUGUACAAUGCUUUAUAGAAGACAGAAAACAAAAACACUACCUUACGCUCACUGAGGUUUUCUGCACAUUCAUGUUGAUCCAAAGUCAAACUGUAAUCUGAGUCUCUCGGCUUCAUCUGCUUCCUUAAAAAAAUGUUUGAGCAACAAAUGCGCAGUUAUUUUCUUGAAAUAGGAAUCGUGAGACCGUGAGAGCAAUAGCCAGGGAUCAAAGUAUCGUAACUCUUCAGUUUUUUUAAAAUUUGAUUUAAUAGGUGCUGAGCAAAUCAAAACACAAUAAAAACAAAGAAUGUCAGGAGCAUUGUGACUGAGAAUGCCAAAAGGGCUCCAGCGUUAUUUUACUUCCCUCUGUAAUGUAUCAUUUUCUAGUUUUUUGAUGAAUGAAUGCCAGAAUAUAGAGCUUGACGAGUUAUUGUUUUUUUAUUUUUAUUAUGUGUUGUAUAUUGAACUUGUCUUUAGUUUUCAUUUUUCACUUUAACUGCCAGUAUGUGUACAAUACUGAGAGGAGUCUGCCUUUUGAGUUUUAACUUCCCUCAACAGUGAAAAUCCUAUUUAAAAAAAAAAAAUAAAAGCAGUUGUAUGAACAUCAUAGAGUAAAAUUGUAUUUUCAAAAAAAUGCAUUUGUAUCCUGUGUGGUUACUUAAACCUGUGUGACAUGUUGGUUUACCUAAUGUGCUAGUCAUUUCCUGUUCAGCUUCAGACUGUAGUGAGUGGAGCAAAACAACAUGAAUUCAACUUUUUAUUUCUAAGAGGAAGAAUUAUGUGGUUUCGUUGAAAAGUUACAUACAUAGUCUUCACUUUAAGGUGAAACAAUACAGUGAAAACAGUGGUAGUAAAAAUUGCACUGGUGAUAUUGAGAUUUUAAAGGAAAGGUUUGACAUCAUAGGAAAUACUUUCUUGCACAGAGACAAGAAGAGUGAUAACCUUCACGUGUGUACAUUAAAGGGUAACUUACUCA